AUGGCCAGUGCGGAGACUGCGCGGCGCACGUUUGAAGUGCUGAACGACGUAAUAUCGUUGGACGACGAGGCGCGCGAAAUCUAUGAGUACGACCCCCAAGCAUACCAGGACAUGCUGCGGCAUGCGCCAUGGCGCAGCGACGCGACGUUUUUUCGGCGUGUGCGUAUUUCCGUCGUCGCGCUCAUGAAAAUGGUCCUGCAUGCGCGUGCAGGCGGAAACCUGGAAGUGAUGGGUCUCAUGCAAGGCGCCGUACGGCCAGAGUCGCAUUCCUUCUACAUAAUGGAUGCAUUUGCACUGCCCGUACACGGCACGGAAACGCGAGUCAAUGCACAAAACGAGGCGUACGAGUACAUGGUAUCCUACAUGGAGGGGUGUAACCGAGUAUCCCUGCCGCAGAACGCCGUCGGAUGGUACCAUUCACACCCCGGCUACCGCUGCUGGCUUUCGGGAAUUGAUGUACAGACGCAGGAGACGAAUCAGCAGCAGGAUCCAUUUGUCGCGGUAGUCAUCGACCCCCGCCAUACCAUGACCAUGGGCCGCGUCGACAUCGGCGCAUUCCGCACAUAUCCACGCGACUACCGGGCAGAGCACGGCAGCAAUGCGGAGCGCACAAGUCUCCCGGCCGGCAAGGUGGCCGACUACGGCGCGCAUGCAGACAAGUAUUAUGCGCUGGACGUGCAGCUCUUUACGACAAAAGCCAUGCGCCCUGUAUUUGAGCUGCUCUGGAACGAGUACUGGGCGUCGACGCUGGAAACCAGCCCGUCGCUGCUGCAGCGGUCGCUUGACGUGCAGCAGACGGCGAUGCUGGUCGAGCGUUUGCGCGCGUCGGCAGCUGGGAUUGCAGGCGCUGGCAUGCUUCCUGGCAGCAGCCAGUUUGCACACACGGCGCGCAAUGCACCGAGCGCGCAAGGCAGCGAGGUAGAGCAGCUUGUGGAGAAACUGCAGCGCCGCAGGCUGAAGCAGCCGCUUGCGCAGAUUGCACAGGACGCCGACCAGCAAGCGGCCAAUGCACGGCACGAAUGCCUGCGUGAGGUGGUCAAAAGUGCGCUUUUCGGCACCGCCAAGCCAGCAUGGCCCCAAGGGACGUAG
This is a messenger RNA of Malassezia vespertilionis, 1089 nucleotides long. It is a transcript of the gene RRI1, whose product is annotated as COP9 signalosome catalytic subunit rri1. Gene Ontology annotation, biological process: protein deneddylation. The record is from RefSeq and is a predicted model, not a curated record. Bases 1 to 1089 code for a protein of 362 amino acids. Gene Ontology annotation, molecular function: protein binding; deNEDDylase activity; metallopeptidase activity. Lineage: Eukaryota; Fungi; Basidiomycota; Malasseziomycetes; Malasseziales; Malasseziaceae. Gene Ontology annotation, cellular component: cytoplasm; COP9 signalosome. The transcript has 3 exons.